This is a messenger RNA of Penicillium malachiteum, 318 nucleotides long. Its product is annotated as DUF2423 domain-containing protein. NCBI's taxonomy places the organism in Eukaryota, Fungi, Ascomycota, Eurotiomycetes, Eurotiales, Aspergillaceae. The record is from RefSeq and is a predicted model, not a curated record. The transcript has 2 exons. The coding region runs from base 1 to 318 and encodes 105 amino acids. Gene Ontology annotation, cellular component: preribosome, large subunit precursor.
AUGGCUAGAAGUAUUCGUGCCAGUGUUGGUAAGCGCAACCGUGCCAAUUUGCGCAAGGUCUUCUUUGGCCCCGUGGUGGACGCCCGCACCGAGCGACUGGCCGCCAAACUCCAAGAAAUCGCAUCGCAACCUCGACCCCAGGUUGAGAAGUCCGAGAUGGAGUUGGAGGAAGAUAAAAAUGAGAUGGAUGUCGAUACCAAGGUUUCAACUUCAAAGACCCGAUCUAAGUCCCGGGUGCAGAAGAACAAGAAGCCCCGCAACUCGAUUGCUUUCAAGCCUCACCCUGCUAAGGGUAAGGGCAUCUCCAAGAGGAAGUGA